GUAACCUUCUAUAUUUCUCCGAUUAAAUCAUUCAACUAUUCAUCUUCCUCUAUCUCUACAUAUCCCCCAAUUUUCUCAGUCCAUCAAUAGUGAAGACGUUGUCAAAAAAGUCGUACAAAAGAAUGGUAGCUUUUAAGAAUUUGGUGAAGGUGAUAUGUUUCAUUGAACUGAUUGAAAAGAUGUUGAUUUACACUUUCACUAUUCGAUUUCCUUUGGAUUGGCUGAAACUGAUAUACAUAAUCCAGGGGAAAGAGAAGGAAGGGUUAAACCAUAGAGGAUUUGAGUUAUAAGAGUUGGAGAAGAAAUCUGAGGCAGAUCUCAGCGCUGAUAACAGAGACUAGCAACCAGAUCUGGUAGUACUUUAUUUUAACUCUUAAGAAACAAAUACUUUGUUCUUCAGUGAUCUGGUUACAAGUUGCUAACAAUGGGAGGAAGUUAAUGAUUCGAUCAACAAGGUUCCAUGAGAGUUUCUAUUCUACUCACAGGAACCAUCACCGUGUCGUCUCCUCUCAUCCGCUGCUUCGCCGUGAUGAGCAGCCUUCAAAGUCGACUUCUUGCAAAGCAGUGUCGAGGGACAUGAAUCGAGCAUUCAUGUCUUUGUCCGUCGGUCGUUGUGGGUUUUAUGGACUGGGAGUUUUGAAUCGGGCUUGGCCGAGCAGACCAGAACGAGCAUCUCAACCUCCAGCCAUCGCUUGCUGCGUUCUUCGCGUACAGAAGCUUGAGCUUGGGUCGAGGGAGAUGAAGCGGGCUUGAUGAUCUUCGUGGAGUGGUCGAUUUGUGUUGUUCGGAUCAAGAGCCAACUUUUGAUGCUUGAGGUUUGAUUUUGAAUUAAAGGUUGUGAAUCCAUUGGACUUAACACGUGUAGAGGAAGGUUCAUCAGGAGACUCAGGAGCAUCUGUUGCAUCAAGACAAUUUAGUUGAACUUCAGAACGCAGUUGACCCAUCUGCCGUUGUAUCCUUUGUUGAGUCAUUCUCUUUUUUUCUCAGGUUAACAAUGCCGGUACUAUCAAUAAGAACAGCAAGAUUUGGGAAGUCUAUGUGGAAGAUUUCGACAGUGUUAUUAAUACAAACGUUAACGGAGUAGUAAAUGUACUGCACAGUUUCAUCCCUUUGAUGCUCCCAUGGAAGCAAGAAAUGAUGUUUGGAUACCUCUCUAAUAAGCUAAAGUGAAGCCUGAACUGAAAUCCAGUGGCAACGGAGGUAGCUGAAGGAAUGGCAGUGGUUGCAUUAAAUCCAGGCGUGAUCAACACAUAAUUGCUCACUCCCUGCUUUGGCAACACAGCUUUAUUGUAUCAAGCUCCUGAUGACAUAUUUUAAAACAAAUAUAUACAUUCGCUUCAAUUCUGUUCUUCAUAACUCCGAAUCAUAAUUAUGCGCUGUAUGGUCUCUCCUAAGCCUUUGAUGUGUGAUGGAAAAUGUAACAGGGAUGUGAAAACUGCAACAAUGAUUCUGAACCUUACAGCGGGUGAUAAUGGCAAAUCUCUUACUGUCUAACAACUAAACUUCACUCUUCUUUUCGACUUCAGUGAUAUGGAUAAGGAGCUUCCUCAGCAGAGCCCUUUGCUUUGAGGCUUUAAUU
Messenger RNA from Eruca vesicaria subsp. sativa (arugula), 1579 nucleotides. The record is from the annotation of a GenBank genome assembly. NCBI's taxonomy places the organism in Eukaryota, Viridiplantae, Streptophyta, Magnoliopsida, Brassicales, Brassicaceae.